This is a messenger RNA of Theobroma umbraticum, 3315 nucleotides long. RefSeq names its product inactive leucine-rich repeat receptor-like serine/threonine-protein kinase At1g60630. The record is from RefSeq and is a predicted model, not a curated record. NCBI's taxonomy places the organism in Eukaryota, Viridiplantae, Streptophyta, Magnoliopsida, Malvales, Malvaceae. Gene Ontology annotation, molecular function: protein kinase activity; ATP binding; protein binding. Gene Ontology annotation, biological process: protein phosphorylation.
GAAAAAGAAAAAAAAAUAUUAUUGCUUGCCUUUGCUUUCAAUUCCUUCACCCAUUUCCUGAGGCCGCGCAGAAACACAGUCUCUCUCUUUCUCUCUCUCUUGAAUUAUUACAUUCAAUACAGACAAAGUAAGCUUUUGAUGAUCUCUGGCAUUGUGUGGUGUUUCAGUUGCUCCAAUCAUUUCUUUGAAGAUUUUUCAACUUCUGGGUCUUCGCUGGUUAGCAGAGUGGUGCAGCUAAGGAGUGAGUGAGUGAGUGAGAGAGAGAAAGCUUCAGAAUUUGAUGUUCAAAAAACAGGCCUUUGAUUGAUUGAAUGUAUCAUUCAACUAACCAAAGAGAUGGAGAGCAGUAUUGGAUUUGGAUCCCAUGACUCUCAAGUUUCGACACUGCUAAACGACAUUUGAGGAGCCCAAGAAGAAGCAAGAAAAAGGAAAAAAGAAAGUUUUAGGAAGCUGGGUUUUUUUUUUUUUUUAAUUUGUUUAUUUUUUUAGUUACUGCAGUUUCAGGAAUAUAGAAAUCAUAGAGAGGAGAAAAGGAAGUUGCUAGUAAUAUAUUCAUUUUUUCUGGUCUGCAAGUUCUGAAUGAGUUCACGUGAAGGUUACGCUGCGUUGUCCGUGAGUUUUUGCAAGUAACAAGGUCGAGAAAAGAUGCCUCAGCAUUGGGUGUAUUUGAGAAAGACUGCUUCACGAAUGCAAUGCAGCUCCUCCUCCUCCACCAUAAAUGCCAUGGCUCCUCUCAGGGUUUUCGAAGCUACUUCAGUGAGUAGUAAAUAAGCUUCCCCAUUGCUGCUUGUUUCAUCUUUUGAACGCUGUCUCUUUUGCUGAUCAGUCAAAAAAGAGGGCGUACUUGCCUUUGUUGAAAAUGACUCAAAUUGGCGCGUUUCUUCUUUUACUCAAUAACUCGAAUGUCUUGGUUUUACAAUUUCUUGUGCGUGGAAAGAAUGGCAGAUCUGAAGGGUUGGAGUUUGGGCAGUGAUUUGAGUACAAGAGAAUAAAAAAAAAGGGGGUGCCAGCGUGCUGAAAACAGGGAUUUUGGUAUUGUUUUUGGAAGGUUGAAACAUCAAAUGUCUCUGCGUAUGGAACCAAUUCAAUGCCAUUCAAAUCAAAGGGGUUGCCUUUAAGGAUGAUGAUUUGAAAGAUCCCAUUUUUUUCUCUUUGCCUAAAAAGAAGAUAAGAGAUUAAUUUUUGAAGAUCGCAGGCUCAAAAUGGAACCCCUUGUUUCAAGGUACUACCUUCUUUUCUUCUUCAUCUUCUGCUCUCUCCUUUCUCUUGUUCCUCUUGUCAGAUCAGGGGAUGCAGAGGCGCUUUUAACCCUGAAAUCAUCCAUCGAUCCUUUCAACUCAUUGCCUUGGCAAGGAACCGAUGUGUGUGCAUGGACAGGAAUCAAGGAAUGCAUGAAUGGGAGAGUAACAAAACUUGUACUAGAGUACCUAAACUUGACGGGUACUUUAGAUGAAGAAAGCUUGAAUCAGUUGGAUCAACUUCGGGUUUUAAGUUUCAAAGGAAACUCACUUUCAGGUCAAAUACCUAGCCUUUCUGGCCUAGUCAAUCUGAAAUCACUUUUCCUCAACGACAACAACUUCACCGGCGAAUUCCCAGAAUCAGUUUCAGGUUUACAUCGCUUGAAAAUCAUAGUUUUUUCAGGAAAUCAAAUCUCUGGUCACAUUCCAGCUUCUUUACUCAAACUCAAACGCUUGUACACUUUUUACUUACAAGACAAUAACUUGAAGGGCACAAUCCCACCUUUCAACCAAACAAGUCUCAGAUUCUUCAAUGUGUCUAAUAACAAACUUUAUGGCCAAAUUCCUGUGACCCCAGCUCUGGUUCAGUUCAAUAUGUCUUCAUAUUCAGGUAAUAUUGAUCUUUGCGGAGAACAGAUUCAAAACCCAUGUCAAACAAUCAAUUUCGGGCCAGGAACGAGUCCUGCUUAUCCCAAGGUUCCAAGUUCAAAAUCUUCAUCCAAAAAGCAUACCAGGUUGAUCAAGAUUGUAGUAGGAAGUGUAGGUGGAUUCUUGCUGCUACUCAUUUGUGUGUUUUUGGUGUGUUUUGUUAGCAAAAGGAAACAUGAAAAGGACCAGUCAAAGGAGGUUAAAAGCAAAGGGGUUGUCAAUCUAGAAGGGGUGGAGACAGGAGAGGCGGCGGGAGGAGGAGGCGGCGGAGGAGGAGGAAGCGGUGGCAUGGGAGGUAAUAAUAGUGGAAAACAAGGAGGGUUUUGGGAGAGUGAGGGUCUAGGGAGCUUGGUGUUCUUGGGAGCAGGUGAUCAGCAGAUGAGUUAUAGCUUGGAAGAUUUGUUGAAAGCAUCAGCGGAGACACUGGGGAGAGGUACGAUGGGGAGUACUUACAAAGCUGUUAUGGAAUCAGGCUUCAUCGUGACCGUUAAAAGGUUGAAAGAUGCUAGAUAUCCAAGAUUAGAGGAGUUCAAGAGACACAUGGACUUGCUUGGUAGGCUCAGGCAUCCCAACAUGGUCCCACUCAGAGCCUAUUUCCAAGCCAAGGAGGAGCGCUUGCUCGUCUACGAUUACUUCCCAAAUGGAAGCCUCUUUUCUCUCAUCCACGGAACAAGGACAUCUGGUGGUGGAAAGCCUCUUCAUUGGACAUCAUGUCUCAAAAUAGCUGAGGACUUGGCUACUGGACUGCUUUAUAUACACCAAAAUCCAGGCUUAACUCAUGGGAAUUUGAAAUCCUCUAAUGUGUUAUUAGGUCCUGACUUUGAGUCCUGCCUCACAGAUUAUGGCCUCACCUUAUUUCGAGAUCCAGACCCAGUGGAAGAACCUAGUGGUGCUACGUUUUUUUACCGGGCACCUGAAUGCAGGGACGUCCGAAAAUCAUCCACCCAACCAGCUGAUGUUUACAGCUUUGGUGUUCUUGUCCUGGAGCUCCUAACAGGAAAAACUCCCUUCCAGGACCUUGUUCAGGAGCACGGUUCAGACAUUCCUAGGUGGGUACGAUCAGUCCGUGAAGAAGAGACCGAGUCCGGGGAUGAGCCUACCUCGGGUAACGAGGCAUCUGAGGGGAAGCUUCAGGCUCUUUUGAACAUUGCAAUGGCUUGCGUCGUACUUGCGCCAGAAAACCGCCCUGCAAUGAGGGAAGUUUUAAAGAUGAUUAGAGACGUUAGGUCAGAGGCUCAAGUAUCAUCUAACAGUAGUGACCAUUCACCAGGGAGAUGGUCGGACACUGUCCAGAGCCUGCCUAGAGAUGAACAUCUAAGCAUAUAAGCCUGUGAUAAAUUUUGGCAGGCAUUUGAUUUUCAAGUGUUCUUAUUCUUUCCCAUUGAAACUUUCAUUCUUCCACUAGCUAUUGUAGAGUUUGUCUUGUAAA